AUGACCAAUGGUGUUCUCCCAGAAUAUUCUCCGAAUGCGAACACAGCGAAAGACGUCAAAGACCGCAAAUCCGUCGAAGAAACUCCUUCUUCCGCCAAGUCUACGAAUACCACAACAAGCCAGGUAGAUAUCCAGGAUGAGGAUGCGAGGUUGUUGGCUAGGAUCGGCUACAAGCAGGAAUUGCGGCGUGAAUUCACCAAAUGGUCCACAGUCUCAUACGCCAUCUCUGUACUUGGAGUACUAGGAUCGCAACCAGCGACAUAUGGCGUUCCGAUCAGUGUUGGAGGUCCAGCAACUGCGGUAUGGGCAUGGCUGAUCGGAUCGUUCAUGGCUUAUGCUAUUGCCAGUUCAGUCGCUGAACUGGUCUCGGCAUACCCGACCGCUGGAGGCAUGUACUUUGUCACCAAACAUGUCGUCCCCGAAGAGCAUGUCGCCAUCUGGGCCUGGAUCAUCGGCUGGUGUAAUUUCCUUGGUCAAGCAUGUGGAGUUGCUUCACUGGCAUACACUAUCGGCCAGAUGAUCCUCGCUGGAGCAAGCAUGAACUCUGGCUUGCUGGGCGACGGCUACCAAUAUUCUCCCAAACCCUGGCAGACGGUCCUCGUAGCCCUCUUCGCCCUCACGAUAUUCGGCUGCGUUUGUUCUUUGCCCACCAAGAAUCUCCACCGCAUCAUCCUCUGGUUCGCACCCAUCAACAUCCUCGCUACAAUCGCAAUCUGCAUCGCCCUCCCUCUCUCCACUCCCGACCUCCGCUCCUGGCAAUUCGUCUUCACCGACUUCCGCGCCUCCUCCGGCUGGUCAUCCAUCGGCUUCUCCUUCCUCCUCGGCUUCCUCUCCGUCGCAUGGGUCAUGACAGACUACGACGGCACAACCCAUCUUUCCGAAGAGACGCACGAUGCCGCAGUCCGCGGUCCACUCGCCAUCCGUCUCGCAGUCGCCGUCUCCGGCGCUCUCGGUCUCGGCCUGAACAUCGCCUUUACAUUCUGCCUGCCUCUCGACUACCCAACUUCCAUCCUCGCCUCACCCACCGGUCUUCCUGUCGCCCAACUCUUCCUCAACGCUGGAGGUCCCGCAGGUGGCACAGUAAUGCUCUGCUUCGUCAUCCUCGUGCAGUUCUUCACUGGCUGCUCCGCCAUGCUCGCCAACGCACGCAUGACAUACGCUUUUGCACGGGACGACGCUCUACCCUACUCCUACCUCUGGAGUAAGAUCGACCCUCGUACCGGAACUCCAGUCUACGCCGUGUGGUUCGUCGUCGGCUUUUGCGGAUGUCUAAACCUCAUCGGUCUGGGAAGCACGCAGACCAUUACGGGGAUCUUCAACCUCUGCGCGCCGUGUCUGGACUUGUCAUAUAUCGCCGUCAUUGUAGCGCAUUUGUACUAUUCCCACUGGCAACCGUAUCUCGCUGAGAAGUUUCCCACCCUCGCCUCCUCAACGGCAUCGAAGGUUACGUUUACACCCGGCCCAUACACUCUUCCGGCGUGGAGGAAAAUUCCGACGAAUCUGGUGGCGGUGAUAUGGGUGAUUUUCAUCAGCGUGGUGCUGUUCUUCCCGACGACGAAACCGGUCACGGCGGAGAAUAUGAAUUGGGCGAUUGCGAUUGCGGGUUUCGUUGGGGUGUUUGCCGUAGGGUGGUGGUUUGCUGGGGCGAGGAGGAAAUACGUUGGGCCGAGGACGAAGGAUUUGGGGGUUGGAGAGGGUUGGUCUUAG
Messenger RNA from Zymoseptoria tritici IPO323, 1707 nucleotides. RefSeq lists its product as uncharacterized. The coding region runs from base 1 to 1707 and encodes 568 amino acids. The record is from RefSeq and is a predicted model, not a curated record. Lineage: Eukaryota; Fungi; Ascomycota; Dothideomycetes; Mycosphaerellales; Mycosphaerellaceae. The transcript has 4 exons. Gene Ontology annotation, cellular component: membrane. Gene Ontology annotation, molecular function: transmembrane transporter activity. Gene Ontology annotation, biological process: transmembrane transport; amino acid transport.